AACUCUGGCCAAUGUAUCAAUCCGUGAGAGUGGGGGCCGCGUCGGAAUUGACUGAACAUGGAGCCCUACCUGAGGGACUGCAGAGGGGCUUUGGAGAGGGGAGCUCCCACCGUACAUGUCGUCCUGGGAAAUGAAGCUUGUGAUCUGGACUCCAUGGUUUCCGCCAUCGCGUUUGCCUACUUCCUGAGCAAGACUGCCUCGGAGAAGAAGGCCAUCUUCCUGCCCGUCCUGAAUAUUCCACGCUCCGAGUUUCCUCUGCGGGGAGAGUGUACGUUCCUCCUGCGGGAGAGCCAUCUCUCCGAGGAGCUGUUGGUGUUCCGGGAUGAGAUCGAUCUGCACGCCCUCCACAAGAAUGGUCAACUCGCCCUCACCCUGGUUGACCACAACGUCCUGCCCAGAGGUGACUCGUCUCUGGAGGAGGUGGUGAAGGAGGUGGUGGACCACCGGCGUCUGGAGCGCCCCCUGGCCCCUGGCCUCGUGGUGACCGCCGAGCCCGUGGGGUCCUGCACGACCUUGGUGACGGAACGGAUCGUCCAAACAGCGCCCGACAUUCUAGACAGGCAGCUUGCUUACAUCCUGCGCUGUACCAUUCUUCUGGACUGCAUUAACAUGGCGCCCGAAGCCGGGAAAGUGACACCAAAGGACGCCGAAUACGUCACCGCCUUGGAAUCGAGGUUUAACGACCUCCCGCCCAGGGCUGUCGUCUUUGAUACACUGCAGAGAGCCAAGUUCGAUGUCAGCGGGCUGACUAUUGAGCAGAUGCUGAGGAAAGACCUGAAGGUUUUGUCUGGAGAGGAUAUCCUUUUGGCCAUCAGUGCUGUCUACCUGAGACUAGAGGAUUUACUGGCCCGACCCGGCCUGAAGGAGGGGCUCGAGAAAUUUUGUCGGGGCGGGGGCUAUGGCGUUCUGGUUGUCAUGACGAUCUCCUUCAUCCAAGAGAGCCAACCUUUCCGCCAAUUGGCAGUCUACAGCCCGCACUGUGACUUGAGGGAAUCGGUGAGCCAGGCAUUGGAGGAGUCCGAGAACCCUUCGCUACAGUUGACGCCAAUGGACAGCCCAGAUUCGGAAAUCGCGGCCUACCACCAGGGGAAUGCGCAGGCCUCUCGCAAGAAGGUGCUGCCGGUCGUCGGGGACUUCCUGAAGGCUCGGGAGGCCGGCCGGUCAGACUCCGCCGUCAUCUGCCGAGGGUGGGUAACCGGCUUGCGGGCCCCGAGGGGGGUCCAGGAGGAGGAGGAGGAUGGGGAGGAGGCUGCCCAUGAUGAAGAGGUCUGCCUACCCCCCACUCCUAUGAACAGCCUGGUGGAGGGCUGCCCUCUGGACGGGGGGCUGCCCAAACUCUCGCAGGAGGCCAUCUUGGAGCGGUUUGACAAAAUGGCCGCCGAGGCCCCUGCAGUGGAUUCCAGCGACAGCUAGGCCCGGAACUGCAGAGGUGGGAUGGAGAUUCUGGUUUUCACGGUCGAGGUUGUCAAUGGGAGAGGAGUUGACUCGACAGUGGGGAAAGAGGCAGGUUUGAAAUUAGCUGGAGUCUUGCCCAGGCUCCUGCCCUCGAUGAACUUUUGCCUCCCUUCCAGGCAAGGAGACACUUUCCUUGACUUAACACCUGGUAUUCCUUCCCACCCCACCCCACCCCCACUUUCCCACCAAUCCUCGCUUUUCCUACCUCCUGCUACUGCGUGUCAAUCUUCUGGGGAAAAUGUGACCAUGGUGUGAUUUUGUGGCAGCGUUUAAUAAUUGGGGUGGGGUGGGGGGGUGCGGAUGUUGAAGGUUCAAAGGGCGCAGUGGGGCUAAUGGCGUCUUCCUCUGCUGUCCUGUUCCUUGGCAUCCUGACACCAACAUCCACAGGAGGAGGCCAUUCAGCCCCUUCAGUCUCUUCCUCCUUUCAGUGGGGCAUCCGGUUUCCUCCCCACAGUCCAAAGACGUGCAGGUUAGGUGGAUUGGCCGUGCUAAAUUGCCCCCAGGGCAAGUUGGGUUAACUCUCGGUCAAUGUGGAGUUGGUAGAGUGGGAUGCUCUCUGG
Hemiscyllium ocellatum (epaulette shark) is the source of this 2015-nucleotide messenger RNA. RefSeq names its product prune exopolyphosphatase (gene prune1). The record is from RefSeq and is a predicted model, not a curated record. The coding region runs from base 58 to 1413 and encodes 451 amino acids. The transcript has 8 exons. Gene Ontology annotation, molecular function: exopolyphosphatase activity. Gene Ontology annotation, cellular component: cytoplasm. NCBI's taxonomy places the organism in Eukaryota, Metazoa, Chordata, Chondrichthyes, Orectolobiformes, Hemiscylliidae.